This is a messenger RNA of Grus americana (Whooping crane), 5515 nucleotides long. RefSeq names its product solute carrier family 5 member 8 (gene SLC5A8). Gene Ontology annotation, biological process: propanoate transmembrane transport; sodium ion transport. The transcript is spliced from 15 exons. Gene Ontology annotation, cellular component: membrane. Gene Ontology annotation, molecular function: organic acid:sodium symporter activity. NCBI's taxonomy places the organism in Eukaryota, Metazoa, Chordata, Aves, Gruiformes, Gruidae. The record is from RefSeq and is a predicted model, not a curated record. Bases 689 to 2506 code for a protein of 605 amino acids.
CGCCGCCCCUUCCCGCUCUGCGGGGGCGCUUACCGCUGCGGGGAGGAGCGGGCACCGGCACCGUAUAAGGCCCGCCCGCAGUCCCGGCUCCGGCACUCGCACUGCAGCUCCUGGCGCGGCUCCCGCCCGCCCCUCCGUAGACACACGAGCGCAGACCUGCGCCGGGCGCACCGCUCCGCACCUGUCCCGGCGGGGCGCAUCGCUCCGCACCGCUCCGCACCCGUCCCGGUGGGGCACACCGCUCCGCACCGCACCUCACCGCUCCGCGCCUGUCCCGGUGAGGUGCAUCGCUCCGCACCGCUCCGCACCGCUCCGCACCUGUCCCGGCGGGGCGCAUCGCUCCGCACCGCUUCGCACCCGUCCCGGUGGGGCACGCCGCUCCGCACCUGUCCCGGCGGGGCGCAUCGCUCCGCACCGCUCCGCACCACUCUGCACCUGUCCCAACGGGGCGCACCGCUCCUCUCCGGACCGCUCCUCCGCACCUGUCCCGGCGGGGGGCAUCGCUUCGCUCCGCACCGCUCCGCGCCCGCCCCGGCGAAGGCACACAGUAGCGCGGCACUCCCGCGGUGUCCCGUCCCCAUCACCUUCCUUCUGCGCCAGCCGGCCCGUACCGGCCCCGCGGGGGCAGCAGCUGCCCCUCUGAUUUUGGGGCAGAUCCUUGGCUCCAAGAGCGAGUCCCUCCCGUAGCAUGGGGCGCUUCACCGUCUGGGACUAUGUGGUCUUUGCAGCCAUGCUGCUGAUCUCGGCCGUCAUCGGCGUCUACUACGCCUUCGUGGGAGGUGGGCAGAAGACCUCCAAGGACUUCCUCAUGGGGGGCCGCAGCAUGAGCGCCCUCCCUGUCGCGCUGUCCCUCACCGCCAGCUUCAUGUCAGCUGUCACCGUACUGGGCACCCCCGCCGAGAUCUACCGCUACGGUGCCAUCUUCUGCAUCUUCGCCAUCACCUACGGCCUGGUGGUGCUGUGCAGUGCCGAGAUCUUCCUGCCCGUCUUUUACAAGUUGGGCAUUACCAGCACCUACGAGUAUUUAGAGCUUCGCUUUAAUAAAUACCUGCGCCUCUGUGGAACGGUCCUCUUCAUUAUACAAACGACCUUAUACACUGGCAUUGUCAUUUAUGCUCCAGCUUUAGCACUAAAUCAAGUCACUGGCUUCGACUUGUGGGGUGCAGUGGUGGCGACUGGCGUGGUCUGCACUUUCUACUGCACGCUGGGUGGUCUGAAGGCAGUGGUGUGGACAGAUGUUUUCCAGGUUGGAAUCAUGGUCGCUGGAUUUUCGUCUGUGAUUAUACGAGCUGUGGUGGUUCAGGGGGGAAUUGGACGCAUUGUAAAUGAUUCCUACUAUGGAGGAAGAUUAAACUUCUGGGACUUCGAUCCCAAUCCUUUGCAAAGACACACCUUCUGGACGAUUGUUAUAGGUGGGACCUUCACAUGGACUGGCAUAUAUGGGGUCAACCAGUCUCAAGUACAGAGGUACAUUGCAUGCAAAAGCAGGUUCCACGCAAAAAUGUCCCUCUACAUCAACUUGCUGGGCCUCUGGGCGAUACUGGCCUGCGCAGCGCUGUGCGGCCUGGCCCUCUAUUCCAUCUACAAGGACUGCGACCCAUGGAUGGCAAACCAGGUGUCAGCACUCGACCAGCUAAUGCCAUACCUAGUGCUGGAUAUUCUCCAUGAUUUUCCAGGAGUGCCAGGACUUUUUGUGGCUAGCGCCUACAGUGGGACAUUAAGUACAGUGUCCUCCAGCAUCAAUGCUCUGGCUGCCGUGACUGUCGAAGACCUCAUUAGGCCGUACUUCAAAUCCCUCUCUGAAAAGAAGUUGUCAUGGAUUUCAAUGGGGAUGAGCCUGUUUUAUGGUGGAGUCUGCAUCGCUAUGGCUGCACUGGCAUCUCUCCUGGGAGCCUUGUUGCAGGCAGCGCUCAGCAUUUUUGGCAUGGUCGGUGGCCCCCUUUUAGGACUGUUUGCCUUGGGAAUCCUCUUCUCCUUUACAAAUGGAAUUGGUGCAUUUGUGGGUCUUGUCAGUGGCUUUGUUAUUUCACUUUGGGUUGGAAUCGGAGCUCAAAUUUAUCCUCCACUCCCAGAGAGGACCAAGCCACUACAUCUCUCAACUGCAGGCUGUAAUAUAACCUCAGGAAAUUUGACGUCAACAGCAAAUCCAUUAACAACAGUCUUCAACACACCAAUUGCAGAGAGGCCUGCCCUGGCAGACAAUUGGUAUUCCUUAUCUUAUCUCUACUUCAGCACACUUGGGACACUUAUCACAAUAGCUGUGGGAAUAAUUAUCAGCCUCUUAACAGGAGGACUGAAGCAGAACACAGAUCGUAAAUUCCUGCUGACCAAGGAAGAUUUCCUGUCCAACUUCUCAUGGUCUAAAUCUGAGACACCAGAGAAAGUGGAAGUGUUGAACUGGAAACCAUUUACCGUGGCAGCUGAAGGAACUGACAACCCUGCUUUCAGCCACAUUGAAAUGGAUGUUGCAAGCAAUAAGAACAAAGUCAAUGGCCUUCAUAUAUGACAUGGGGCCACGUCAGCCCAGUUUUGUUCGUAUAAAGCACUGUUGACAUUCCUGUACCGGUUGAGUUACCAGCCCUGCUGGGGUCAUGGGCAGGUGUCUGCUGAGCUUCGUGGCACUGUCACCCUUGCAUGACCUUGACAUCAGUCAAGAAAGGAAUCAGGUCUUUCUUGCAUUUCCUCACUCUCUCUCUCACUUUGGGUCUUGGUGACAGGGCUUAAGGCAAUGUUUCUCUGUGAAAUAUUUGCCUGAUAUUCUUUGAGCCUCCUGGAAAAUAUCUGCUUUUAAUCUCAGUUCACUCUCAGAGUAAAUUUUUUAUUUAGUAAGAGCACUGUUCCCCCAGACACGGCUGUUUUUCUGGUUUGUUUUUGGUUUUUUUUUUUUUUCUUUUUUCUUGUAAGGCAUUGAAAGCAUGCAGAGAUUAGGGCUGCGGGACCUUAUCAGAUUGCAAGAAACAGUGGGUCUUUUUUUUUAGUACAGGAGGUGCAUUUAAUGCCUUCUGGUUCCUUUGUAGAACAGAUCCUGAGAGUGCAUUUAUUUUGCUGGUUUUGUCAUAUAUGUUUGUUCUUAUUAAGCCACUUGUUCCCUGGUUACCUGCAUCUCUUUAUGCUCACUGCUGGAAGCUAUAAGAGUGUCUUUGGUGAUGGGUAGAGGCAGAAGUCAGUAAUAUUCUUCCCUUCAUGGCCCGUCUCCCUCUUCUGCCCUGUCUUGCCCUUAGAGAGCUGGUUCUCAUGAAGGAAAUGAGCUAUUUGGGCUUUUUAUUCAAUGCCAUAUAGCAGAACCACGGUAGACUUCUACUUCAUGCCCAGCGUGCUGGCCUAGGACUGCUCUUGCACUGGGCUGGGCAUAGUACAGCAGAGAUGUUAAUGCAAGAAGAGGGCACUCUUUGGUGUACUGGACAAGAGGGAAGGCUGCAUCUGCAGUUGCCACUGCAAUUAACUGUGGACCUGUGAGCUGAAACCUCAUGUAGCCAUUUGUGUUCGUGCAGUUCCUGUUGCCAGUCUGGGGAUUCACAUUCAAGGUUGGUCUAGAUCAGGCAAGGGCAUGUCGUGUGUUUUGGCAAGCAGGCAAAGUCCACGGGGCAAUCGCCUGGGAUGGGGAAGGGAUUGCAGAGGCUAUCAUUUGGUGAAGGCUUUUCCAGGGCUACAGGGCACAGGAUGGCUCACCCUCUGGCUGGGCUGCCAAGAGAAGCUGAACGGCACAUCCACUCCAGACCACGCACUUUACUUGUGGUUUGGGAGAAGGAACACCCCCAUUGCUUCCUUAUCCUGUGUGCUUUCUGGUGCAGCAAGGAACCGACUCUGACCCACUGUGUUGUUUUUGUACUGCAGACCUUUUGCUAUGGCUAUACAUGGGAGCAGAAUCAAGUUGGAAAAUAAAAGCCAUUGCAGGAAAUUCGAGCCAUGAAGCUUAUAAAGCAGUCAUGCUUGAGAAUCAAAUGAAACACUGACUGCAUGUCUUAAAUGCUUUCUAAAAGUUAUGCUGCAUUUGUGCCAGGUGCUGAGCUGCUGUAACUUGGAAUGUGACACACUGCUAGUUUAUCUACCUUGACUGGGGCCCUUAAGCAUCUAAAUCAAUUUAUUCUGUGCCCCUGUGACAGAGGGCACUUGAUGAUCUACUGCAUAAAAAGAACUGACAGGAUCAGAAAACAUUAGGAAGAAAAAAGGGGCUCCAAGGAGCAGACCUCGGCUAGAGGAGUACAGGCAAGACAGAUGCUGUGUGAGCUGCCACCAGGGGCAUGUCUCCAUUGGCUAACCCAGUGCAGAACUACAUGAUGAAGACGGGUUUCUCCUCUGCCUCCUGAAGCAUUGGUUUGCAUGAUCCCACGCAGAGUUUAGGGCCAGCCCCUUGUCUCCCAUUCCACUGCUGCAGCUCUGUGACCAGGUAAGGGCCUAGAGCCACUGUGCAGAAGAGCUGUGAGAGAGCAGGAUAGAUCCCGUGAGUCAUUUCUUGUGUCCCUAUAUCUAGGAUCUGAGACAAACAGUAGCAUCCAGAAUAAAGUCUUUUGAGAUUCAGGAGGGAGGUCUCUGUUCUGGGACUAUCCUAAUCACUCUGAGAAAACUAGUCCACUGAGUGAACGAGCUGGCUAUGCUUCUGAAGCCUCAGAAGAUAAGUGCAGCUGAUCCAGCCUUGUGCUUUGUCUUCCUGAUCCAGAAAUAGAUACUGCAUUUUGUGCUACAGAAUAGUUCUUCAGCCUUAGAGUAUAACAACUUGUACUUACCAGGUACUUUCAGCUCACAGAUCUGAAAAACAGUAAGUACAGGUAUCUCCACUCUGCCGCAGAGUGCUGAAAUGGACUGAUGUGCCUCUGUGUACCUGUGCACACUAAACUGUGGACAGAGAGAACAGAAACCUGUCGCAAGCCAUUGACCUGUGUGCCUGCUGGUACGGCUACAGCCCUCCCAGCACAAAUGCUGGACACCCACCUGAAUGUGCCUCUCAGGAGGGUGACUGAUGACUGCUGUGUUAAACAGCACCAGCGUCGCCUUUGUUGCACCACUGUGUCGAGAUCACUGCGCUGUAAUUGAUAUUGCUUUAAACUGUCUUGGAUGAUCUGCAACAUCUACCUGUUUUGGUCGUGAAGUGAAGACUAAUUUUCCUAGUUAUAGUUAAGAUAGGUUUUUUUUUUUCUCAGUGCUUUGAAUUCACAUAGUUGUUUAAAAUAGAGGAAUCAUGUAAAUGACCAACUUAACUUCUGAUUAAAGUCACUAUUUGAGCACUGAGCAGUCAUUUAACUCUAAUUUUGGUAUGAAGUGAAAUUUUGGCCAGGGGAUAUCUGUUGAUCCACAAUCACAACUUCAAGAUGAGUUGUCACUGCGGAGACUAGCUUGCUGUAAGAAGUUGAGAGACAAACAUUCUUAAGCUCUGCAGAUGACCCUGGCAACUACCCCAUUUCCUGCUAAUUAACCUCCCAUCAUUGCUGCAGAACUAAAAAAUGACUCUUUCUGCUUUACUUUUUCUGUAUGUUUCUUGGUUUAAUUGGCAUCACUAAUUAAAACAAUUAAUUUUGAA